Molecule: messenger RNA, 1749 nt
Organism: Pyrus x bretschneideri (Chinese white pear)
Lineage: Eukaryota; Viridiplantae; Streptophyta; Magnoliopsida; Rosales; Rosaceae
Product: sugar transporter ERD6-like 7
Exons: 17
Coding region: 152-1573 (473 amino acids)
Biological process (GO): transmembrane transport; carbohydrate transport
Cellular component (GO): membrane
Molecular function (GO): sugar transmembrane transporter activity
Source: RefSeq, a predicted model, not a curated record
UUUCAUACUUUAUGCUCACACUUCCCAUCUCUUUGAAUCUUAGUUUGUUCGCUAUUUAUACAAGCUCUUCGAAGCCGUUCGAGUUAAAAUUCCGUCAGCAGCCUUGUUGUUAACCUUGUUGCCAAAUUCCAUCUAUAUAACUCAGGCAGGCAUGGCAACCAAGGAGGAUGUGGAGAGUGAUGCGCAGGAGGGAGUACGAGCGCCGUUCAUGGCGAACGUAGCGGGAUCAGCUAGUGGAAGCGGGGGAGGGAACCUGUGGAUGGUUUAUCUCAGCACAUUUGUUGCAAUUUGUGGCUCUUAUGAGUUUGGAUGCUGUGCCGGAUAUUCUUCGCCUACUCAGUCCGCAAUCCAGGAAGAUCUCAGUUUAUCAUUAUCUGAGUAUUCAGUGUUUGGUUCCAUUUUGACAUUUGGUGCAAUGGUAGGAGCUAUCACUAUUGGACCUAUCGCUGAUUUUCUUGGCCGAAAAGGGGCCUUAAGAGUGUCAUGUGCUUUCUGUGUUGGAGGUUGGCUUGCUAUUUACUUCUCCAAGGCUGCUUGGUUGUUGGACAUUGGGAGACUGCUAACUGGAUACGGAAUGGGAGCUUUUUCGUACGUGGUACCUAUUUUCGUAGCUGAAAUUGCACCCAAAAAUCUUCGAGGAAGAUUAACCGCUGCAAAUCAGUUAAUGAUCGUAACUGGAGUGUCUGUUUCCUUCAUAAUCGGGGUAGUAGUAAGUUGGCGAACAUUAGCAUUAAUCGGACUUAUUCCCUGCGCUGUGACACUUCUUGGUCUCUUUUUCAUUCCCGAGUCUCCAAGAUGGUUGGCAAAGACAGGACGCAAUCAAGAUUUUGAAGAUGCGCUACAGAAACUGCGCGGCAAAGAUGCUGACAUAUCUGAGGAAGCAGAAGAAAUCCAGGAUUAUAUUGCAACUCUUGACUUGCUUCCUAAAGCCAAAUUUCUGGAUUUGUUUCAAAGGAGAUACUGGAGCUCACUCAUUAUCGGAGUUGGGCUGAUGUUCUGUCAGCAACUGGGAGGAAUCAACGGGGUCUGUUUCUAUGUGAGCGAUAUUUUUGAACAAGCAGGAUUUUCCUCCAGCAUUGGAACUAUAACUUAUGCUAUCCUUCAGGUUAUAGUUACCGGCAUUGCUGCAGGCGUGAUGGAUAAAGCUGGACGCAAGCCUCUAAUUUUGGUCUCUGCAACCGGGUUGGUGCUUGGCUGUCUCUUGACGGCAGUUUCAUUCUUUCUGAAGGUUCAUGAAUUGGCACUCGACGCAGUUCCCAUACUUGCUGUAACUGGCAUACUGCUCUACAUAGGAGCCUUUUCGAUAGGAAUGGGAGCAGUUCCUUGGGUUGUGAUGUCCGAGAUAUUCCCGAUAAACAUUAAAGGGCAGGCCGGAAGCUUAGCAACGCUGGUGAAUUGGCUCUGCGCAUGGUUGUGUUCCUACACUUUCAACUAUCUUAUGAGUUGGAGCUCCUACGGUACCUUCAUUCUCUACGCCGGAAUCAACGUUCUGGCGAUUUUGUUCGUGGUGGCGCUGGUGCCCGAAACGAAGGGGAAGACCCUGGAACAGAUCCAGGCAGCCAUGAAUAAAUAGAACUGAAGCAAGAACUGAAGAGCAUUCUUUUUAGAAGUUAAAUCCUCAUUGAAAAUAUUUUGGCAGCUCAAUUCAGAAAGAUGGAAAAUCUUUGAAGAUGCUUCAAAUUAAAACCACAAAAUUAUUGUACUGCUAUUUUUACGAUGAUUAAUUAAGUUUUUAUUUAUUGACUUAAA